UAAGUGAGUUUCAAGGGGAAGAGAAAGCAACCAAAACGAUAUGUGAAGCAUUGUAUAUAAUAAGCAUAGGAACAAAUGAUUUUAUAGAGAACUACCUCACUAUUCCCAUACGGUCGUUACAGUUCAACAUGGAGGAGUUCCAGAAUUUUCUCACCGAAAAUGCCAGCAGGUUCAUUAAGGAUCUUGGAAGUUUGGGUGCCCGAAAAAUAUCAAUAAGUGGGUCAUUUCCCAUGGGGUGUUUGCCAAUAGUAAGAACUCUGAAUGUUCUGGUAGGAAGAGCAUGUUUGCAUCCCUAUAACAAAGUGGCUAGGGAUUUUAAUAUAAAGCUAAUGAAGUUAGUCGCAGACUUGAGACAAGAAGUUGAUGGGAUCCGAGUGGUGUAUGCAGAUGCUUAUAGUCCUGUGAUCCAAAUGAUUCAAACACCUUCCUUAUAUGGAUUCGAGGUGGUGAAAAAUGGAUGUUGUGGGACGGGAACGGUCGAGAUAAACCAACUGUGCAUGUUGGCAGUGUCAUUAUGUAAAGAUCCCACAAAAUACAUGUAUUGGGAUGCAAUACAUUUCACAGAAACGGCAAAUAAGCUAUUUGCCAAUAACAUACUGAACACAGGCCUAGCUAAGUUAAUCUGAGAUUCUGAAUCCCCCUGUCAUUAAACCAAUCCUGAAAAUGUACUAAUGCUACCAUAAUGAUGUACCUUCACGAGCAAAAUAGACG
Molecule: messenger RNA, 711 nt
Organism: Papaver somniferum (opium poppy)
Lineage: Eukaryota; Viridiplantae; Streptophyta; Magnoliopsida; Ranunculales; Papaveraceae
Product: GDSL esterase/lipase At4g26790-like
Exons: 2
Coding region: 129-626 (165 amino acids)
Molecular function (GO): hydrolase activity, acting on ester bonds
Source: RefSeq, a predicted model, not a curated record